This is a messenger RNA of Dinoponera quadriceps, 2097 nucleotides long. Its product is annotated as BRCA1-associated protein. The record is from RefSeq and is a predicted model, not a curated record. Gene Ontology annotation, cellular component: cytoplasm. Lineage: Eukaryota; Metazoa; Arthropoda; Insecta; Hymenoptera; Formicidae. The coding region runs from base 104 to 1777 and encodes 557 amino acids. Gene Ontology annotation, molecular function: ubiquitin protein ligase activity; zinc ion binding; nucleic acid binding. Gene Ontology annotation, biological process: protein ubiquitination; Ras protein signal transduction. The transcript has 6 exons.
UAUCCCUGUUUGAAUGACAAUAAACAAAUAUGGCGGCAACAUUUACAGCAUGAUAAACAGUGGGAAAUGUUUAACAUGAUAUGCUAUAAUUUAAUUAUGUGGCAUGAGUUCGUCCGCUGUUCUGGUAUCCUUGUGCGUUAUUCGCAUCGAGAUCUGUGAUUUAGAAUUAGAAGAAUCUACCAGUACAAUGGCUAUGAAGAUGAGAGGUUGCAGGGAACCGAGAGAUAUCAAUGUGGAGACUUAUACAAAUUCAGCGGAAAGUACAACCCCAUUGUUAUCAAGUCAAAACAAAUCACACUCAUCCUCGAGAGCUAAUUCUGAAGAAACUUCAUUCGCAAACCAUGUCGCAAGUUCUGGAGAUAUUACAGGUGCUGCUGCUUGUACAUCACCGGAUCAAAUUAAUUUUUUCUCGGGAAAUCCGUUUGUUGAGGUCACAAAAGGCAUUAUUCACCUCUUCAAGGAGGAUGAACUGACUGAAAUGCAUUGUGCUGCGGAUCGCAGCCAUACUAUCUGUAUGUUGUCAGUACCGGCAACAAUGACCUGCCAUGAUCUCUUAACUUUCACAGCAGCUUGUCAUCAGGAUAUACAACACUUUAGGAUACUUAGAGAUGGUAAUCCUAAUCAAUACAUGGCUUUGAUCACCUUCAGGUCAUCGAGCGCAGCCAGUGAAUUUUAUGAGACCUUCAACGGUGCUCCCUACAAUUCUUUGGAACCUGAUGUAGUUUGUCAUAUGGUGUUUGUGUCUAAAGUCGAAGUAGGAGACAAUGGGAUGCCUUUGAGUGGACAUACAGAAUUGCCAUCAUGUCCUGUUUGUCUGGAAAGGAUGGACGAAAGCGUGGAUGGAAUCCUGACGAUAUUGUGCAACCAUACCUUCCAUUCCAGUUGCCUCGUGAAGUGGGGUGAUACUUCUUGUCCCAUUUGUCGAUAUGCUCAGACACCAGAACCACUGGCCGAUAGCCGUUGCAUGGAAUGUGUUGCAGAUGCCAGUAACGACGCCUUGUGGAUCUGCUUGAUUUGCGGUCACGUGGGCUGCUCGCGUUAUCAUCAGGGUCAUGCGUUUGAACAUUAUCGGGAUACACAUCACUGUUACGCGAUGCAACUGGGGAACAAUCGUGUCUGGGAUUAUGUCGGUGACAAUUUUGUGCAUCGGCUACUGCAAGACAAAGAUGGCAAAAUGGUGGAAGGCGGUCGUACCGAGGCCAAGAGCGAAGGUGCCGCUGUGGAGGAGAAGGUCGACUCGGUGCAACUGGAGUUUACGUAUUUAUUAACGUCGCAAUUGGAAACGCAACGUCAAUAUUUCGAAGAAAAGCUCAGUCGUUCGGAACAACGCUCUAAGACGGAGAUGACCGAGUUGAGGGACAAAUUGGGAGAGGUGCUCGAGGAGAAUUCGCAGUUUAAGAAGCAGUUUUCCGUGCUCAGUCGCGACAAGCAAGCAUUGGAAAAACGUCUGCAACAGUCCAUCAAUAAGCUAACACGAAUACAAGCGGAAUUAACGGAGGAGAAAGAACUGAGGAAGGCUCUGCAAUUGAACCAGACUUCAUGGCAAACGAAAUGCAAAGCAUUGCAUGAUGAGGUGUCCGAUUUAAAGACUGCGAAAGAAAAGGAAAUCGUAGACCUAAAGGAACAAAUCCGAGAUCUCAUGUUUUUCCUCGAUGCACAAAAUCAGAUCGAGAAGUCUGCCGAUCGAGACGAAAUUGCUGCCGGUCGUAUUGUCGUUCCUCCUAGCAGCGGGAAAUCAUCAGGAUCUCGAGGGCAUAAAGGCCACAAAAGACAUUGAUACCACCGAAAGUUAUUAAAUUUGAAAUUUUUUAAUUGUCUAAAUCUUUGCUUGACAAACGAAAACAACUCACUUUCAAAGAUUUUUGUCGAUUUGCGAAUAAAAACGCAAACACGAUGUUUUGUGGAAACAAUUGUAUCGAAAAACAAAACACCAGAUGAUAAUUAUAUUGGAAUUAUUCUUCUCAGUGACAGUUUUAACAUGAAGAGGAUGUGCUAGCUGUGUACAGAGAUCUUAGCAAAUUGUUGUUUACAUUUUAUCUGAUUUAUGCACUGAUACCGAUGUAAGUUUAAGAUUAAAAAAAUAAAGUAUUACAAAUA